AGAACACACAUUCUUUUAAUGCGUUUUGUUUGUUCGUUUGUACAUGCUACCCAAGUUGAAGUUACAGAGUUUAUUAUUGAAAGGCUUUUUCCAUUCACAAUAAGACAUGGCGGAAGAUCUGGUUGACAAUUUGAAUACAUACAACGAACAGCUGAAACAGGUAGAGGCUGCUCUCACAAAUAAUCCGUCAGAUGAUGAAUUGUUGAAGUUGAAGAAGGAUUUGCUAGAGGUUAUUGAGCUCACGACGGAUCUUAUCCGCGCUCAAGCUCCGGGUUCUUCGACGUCGCAAGAUUCCUCUGAGGUUCAGGAGCCGAUCCGCGACUGGGAGGUCGGCGACAAAUGCUCAGCCAUCUGGUCGGAGGAUGGACAGUACUACAACGCGCUGGUGGACGAGGUGACCUCGGACGGACAGGUGAUGAUCCACUUUGUCGGCUUCAAGACGGCCGAGGUGACGCGGCUGGCGCUGCUCCGCGACCCGCUGCCCGAGCAGCCCAAGGCCGAGGACGGCGCCGAGACCUCCAAGUCAGGGCGGAAGACAAACCGUAACCAGCAAGAGUACUUGAAGCGCAAGAAGCAGAAGAAGGUACAGCGUUUUAAGGAGAUGGAGGAGGUUCGCGAACAAGAGAAGAGCAAGUGGCAACAGUUCAACACCAAGGUAAGCAAGAAGAAGAAUAUCAAAGGCUACACCAAGUCGUCCAUCUUCAAAACGCCGGAGGCUGUGAACGGCAAAGUGGGCGUCGGAACAUGUGGCAUCGGAGGCAGGCCAAUGACCUCUUACACCACAGCGGACAAGUGGAAACGCGGCGUCUAGCAAAGCUUAGAUGCGUGUGUGGCUGGUGCUCUCGCAAAGAACCUGUCCGUUGCCGCGAUGUCGCGUUGACAUCUCACGGACUGGAUCGGACGAUCGCACCUAUCCUCAAGGAUCUCCACAUCAGUUCGGCCGCGGCUGCAGUGAGUUUCCCUGCGCUGCUUCUCGUCAAACUGAUGGGUCAGAUACGUGAGUGGGUGCUGCUGACGACCCGAGAUGCCUGGCGCUGGAGCCAGGCACGCUGGUUGGGACCUCCUGCUGACCGUUCCGUGUGUCUGUGCGAGCCGUUGCACGGAUUUGUGGUGUGCUGGGGACGCGCGAGUCAUCGUUGCCCAUGUCGUGUGGACGUGACCGAUUCGAAAGUUGCGCCUGUGCUUGGAUGUGUAAGGUGUGUAUCUAAGAGCUAGGAAUUGUGUGCUUGCCUAUGUAUGCAUGUGGAUGUGUGUUGCUGCUGAAGUCGGUGAAUUAAUUGAGAUUCUCUCUUUGUGGGUCGUUGAAUGUUUUCUCCUUGUUUUCAUACUGGAGACAGCAGAAGUCAUAUAAUUGACGUGUGUGCUCUACUCUUUCGAAUGUAUGACGAUGUGUACAAAAUUAAAUACAAAUGAUCCGUUACUUUU
Messenger RNA from Amphibalanus amphitrite, 1425 nucleotides. Its product is annotated as survival of motor neuron-related-splicing factor 30-like. Lineage: Eukaryota; Metazoa; Arthropoda; Thecostraca; Balanomorpha; Balanidae. Gene Ontology annotation, cellular component: cytoplasm; precatalytic spliceosome; nucleus. Gene Ontology annotation, molecular function: RNA binding. The record is from RefSeq and is a predicted model, not a curated record. Gene Ontology annotation, biological process: mRNA processing; regulation of alternative mRNA splicing, via spliceosome. The coding region runs from base 107 to 811 and encodes 234 amino acids. The transcript has 7 exons.